Messenger RNA from Symbiodinium pilosum, 1818 nucleotides. NCBI's taxonomy places the organism in Eukaryota, Dinophyceae, Suessiales, Symbiodiniaceae. The record is from the annotation of a GenBank genome assembly.
AUGGAUAGCGGUUUACAGCUGGAUAAGUGCAAACGCUAUCUGGAAAGUCUGGGCUUUGGCCCCCGAGAACUGGCUACUCUGGAUAUAGACGAUAGCGCGGCUAUCGCCAAGCAGCUGGCCUUCGAGUUGAAUAUUACUUCUUCCACGGAGCUGGAAGAUGCUAUUGUGGAAUGGAUCCAGGACUCGAGAGGUCCCGCGAAGAUGGCUAUACGCCUGGAAGGCGUACUGGCCAGUGAUAUCGAAUGGGAAAGGCUAGCUGUCCGGCGGCGCUUCGGGCCAGCGACGGUCCCGGAGAAACCUCCGCCGCCAGGAGAUAGAAUCCGCAAGCUAGAGCUUUCGGGUUGGGGAUUGCUAGCUCGCGAGGAGAGGCUGCUAGUUUUCUGGACAAAGCAGCUACGAAGCGAGCUCUGUGCUAGUGACGCCCCCGUUCUGCAGAAGCUAGAGGACAGCCUGGACCCAGCUAGGGCCCUGGAGAUGCUGGCGGGGAAGACAAGAGCGGGAACGCUCAAGAGAUAUGUCGUGGUCUAUCAACGAUGGAGACUCUGGCUACAGGAGGCUAAGCUGCUACAUCCUCCGGGUCGUCCGAUAGACCUGGUGGACUAUCUGCUAACCCGCCGGGACGAACCCUGCGGAAGGUCAGUCCCGGAGACGAUAGUCAAAGCUGUUGCUUGGUUUGAAAAGGUUGCGGAGUUCCGCAACGAUACGAGGACCACUGAGAGCCGGAUAGUCUGGGCGACCAAGGAUAGGAUAGUCGAGGCCCUCUCGGAAGGGGCUCCGCUAGAGAGCACCUCGAUAUCCCACCUGGAUCUUGGUGAAGAUAGAGAGGCGAUCAAGCCCAUCGAGCUUCGGCUCGAGGAGGGCCGGCUAUUCACGUCCGAACCGGAGGAUAAAGGAGAGAACGCCAGCUACAAGAGGGAUUACCUCUUGCCCAGGUUGAGAUCCGAUAUGGCAACAAUGGACCGCAAGAUGGCGAGCUAUGCUGAUGCCGUGGUGGCCACCGAUAUUGGACAGAGCACUCAGAGAGGUCGAUAUUGCCGACGGCCUUGGCGAUUUUGGGUGUCACGGACUGAUAUCCUGGGGAGAUGGAAGCCCGAAGGCUCGGAUACCUAUGUCCGAUCCUACGGUGGAAGGGUAGCUAGAUUGCAGUCCAGAUAUGCGGCAGCUGCCCGAGAGGAUAGCCGCUACUCAGCGCUGGACGAGAGAGAGAUAGCGGCCAACCUCCUGGAUUGGCUGCAAGAUAGGAGAAAGCUGGGCGAAGAAGCCUCCAAGGCUAUCGUAGAUCCCCUGGUCCACAUGUGGAAGACGGGGCGGAUAUUCGCUGAUCUGAUUCCAGUGAUCCCGGAAGUGGAGGACAACCUUCCGCAUGAGAAGGGCGAGGACAGCGAAGAUAGCCAGGGGCCCGAGCCUGCUAGUUCCUCUAAGGUUGCAAAGACUGUGGACCGUACGGCUAGGUAUGUGAUAGUGGAGCUGCCGGGAGCAAUUUUUCGGCUACAUCGAGCUGGUGCCAACGGUUGCUGGAUGGGGAGAAAGAGGGAGUUUAAGAGCUCUCGAGAUUUCUCCGAUAUGCCGGAUAGAACGGAGUACACACAUGUUUGCCGCCUCUGUUGGCCGGAUGGCCAGUUUGGUAGCGAUGAUAACCCUACUAAUGCCUCUCCAGCGGGGCUGGAGACGAACCUGAGAUCCAGGAUAUGCCGGGAGACCCAGAAUGGUCUCAGACGGAGUCCGUCUCUGGGCGCUGGGCGGGCUACGAUGAUAGCUGGCAGCCGAUCGGCUCCGGAUAGAGAUGGCACAAAGCGUGGUGAUAAGUCGAGUGCUUGA